This is a messenger RNA of Contarinia nasturtii (swede midge), 2897 nucleotides long. Its product is annotated as scavenger receptor class B member 1-like. NCBI's taxonomy places the organism in Eukaryota, Metazoa, Arthropoda, Insecta, Diptera, Cecidomyiidae. Gene Ontology annotation, molecular function: scavenger receptor activity. Bases 143 to 2512 code for a protein of 789 amino acids. Gene Ontology annotation, cellular component: cytoplasm; membrane. The record is from RefSeq and is a predicted model, not a curated record. The transcript has 11 exons.
AAGCAAUUCAGGCGAAUUGAAUAUUUCUAAUAAGUAAAAUAAAUAUUUAUGUUUACUUUUGUGAUUUUCGAAAAGAAAUUCUUUUAUAAAGUAUAGUAGUAAUAUUUUCGAAAUUUGUGAAGAAUUGAAAAUUAGCUCGAAAAUGCGUGAUUUAUUUAAAUUAUUUGAUCGGCGUUACAGCGCCGUUAAUAUAAGUGAUACAAGUUUGCCAAGUAAUACAAACAAUACAGCAGAAGAUAAUUUGCAAUAUUUACAACAAAUUGAUUUCAAUCAUCGACAUAGAAAGAGUUUACAAGCUACUCGAUCAUUAAAGCAGGGAUUUACGAUUGUAGAUUCGUUCUUCAGUCAACGUAAAAGUGGAAGGCGUCAUCCAAAAUGUGCAUUUUUGUUGCUUGCCGCGGGAUUAUUUGCUAUUGGUACAUCGAUAGCCCUAUUUUUACUUCAACCAUAUGAAGCGAUUUUCAAGUGGAAGCUCAUCUUCGGAGAAGGUGGGGAAAUAUUUUCACUCUGGAAAAAUCCACCAGUUGAUAUUUAUAUAAAAAUUUAUUUGUGGAAUAUAACGAAUAGUGAAGCUUUCCUUAACGGACAAGAAAAGAUGCAUCUUGAAGAAGUUGGGCCGUAUGUGUAUAGAGAAUUAUUAUCUCACAGUGACGUUAUAUUUAAUAAUAACGGAACUGUUUCAUCAAUACCGAAACAUCCACUCGUAUGGGAUGAAGAACGGUCAAUGGGAAAUAGAGAAGAUGAUUUGUUCAUUUUACCAAACAUUGCACUUUUGAGUAUAGCACAAGUCGCAUCGGAAAAAAACUAUUUCUUUCGCUUACCUAUAAAUUUGGUUAUUAGACAAACUAAUAGUAAGUCUAUAGUAAAUGUAACUGCCAGAGAGUUCAUGUUUGGAUAUGAAAGCCCGUUAACAACUUUAGGAAAUCAGUUUCUUCCUGAUUGGAUAUAUUUCGAUAAAGUUGGGCUCAUAGAUAGAAUGUAUGAUUUUGUUGGCGAUUUCGAAACAUUUUACACUGGAGAAACAAAUCCAAGUAUUUCGGGUUUAUAUGAUACAUUUAUGGGUUCCAAAUAUUUAAGGCAAUGGGAAAAUGAACACUGUAAUAACAUUAACGGUGCUAGUGAUGGCACAAAAUUUAAAAGUUUCAUUGGACCUGAUGAACAGCUACUAUUUUUUAGGAAGAGUAUGUGCCGUCCACAAAGAUUGAUACGUGUCGGUAAUGCUACAAUUAAAUCAGAUCUUGAAGCGUACAAAUAUCAAUUUGAAGUAAACGCUAUGGAUAACGGUUUUAUUGAUGAGAGAAACAAAUGCUUUUGUCGCGAAGGAUACUGCCUUCCAGCUGGAUUACUUGACAUUAGUCCAUGUUAUUAUGGAUUUCCAAUUGCUUUAUCGUAUCCACAUUUCCUAGAUACUGAUGAAACCGUGAAAGAACAAGUGAAUGGAAUGAAACCUAACCGAAGCCAGCACGAAACAUAUUUUUAUGUUCAGCCUACAUCAGGACUGCCCUUGGAACUUAGUGUGAAAUUUCAAAUAAACAUGGCCAUGCGUGAUGUAAGCAAUAUGGCUAACGUAGAGCAGUUCUCAAAUAUCGUUAUUCCGAUGCUUUGGUUCGAUAUAACUUUAGAAAAACUUCCGGAAUCAUUGAAGAAUCGAUUUAAUAUUUAUCUUAAUAUUUUGCCUGUGCUUGUUGACAUUUGCCAAUACGGCUUCUUUGCAGUUGGCGUAACAAUGAUGUUAUUUGCAGUAGCACGAGUAACAAUGAAAUUGUCCAAUUCAAUUCAACCUUCACAUAAAGUAUCCAAACAACGCAAAUACUCAAGUAUAUAUCCAGAUAUGAUACAACGGCUGGGUGAUGUAGAAAAAGUUUUUGAAUUGAGCGAGAAAUCCAAAAAGAACAGCAUUAGUCGAGCGGAUUUGCUGCAGGACGCUGAAUUGAAUUCAGAAAAGAAAUUCAUGCUCGAAGACGAACCAGCCAUUUCCGAAGAUGAAAGUUCAGACAACGAAUCUAUAUCAGAUCGUAACAUCAAUACAAAUAUAAGUGAUGAGCUUAUGGCAACACAUUUAGAAUCAUCAGAUGCACAUUGGCAAAUGGGCCCAACCUCAUCUUGUAUUAAUGACAUUGCUAAUGACGAUUUUGCACCAAUUCUACACAUUGAAGAAAUAACGGAAGAUACCAAUAAUGAAAUAAUUUUCACAGAUGUGGAUAAUUCAAUGAAUAAUUCAAAUGUGUUGUCCGUUCCAAUCAUUCAUGCAUCCGCCUCCGACAGCAGUAUUUCAAAUAUCUUAGACUUUUUGGGAAAUAAUGAAACAACAGAAAAUCAAUUUCUUGGAGUUCCAAUCGCAAGUGAUCUGAAGUCUUCUGGUUCUGAUGUUAGCAUUUCAUUUUUUCUGGAUCGUGAGCAUAUCGGUGACACAUAUGAUGAAAACACCUUUGCAAAUGUAAAUGCCAAUGAUCUUUGUGAUAACAGAAGGAAAACAUCUAAUUCUAAUGUAACAUUCCAACUAGAUGAAUAGAAAUUAGUAUAUAAUACUAAAAUGAUCAAUGCUUGAACGAAUUAAGAAGAAAAAUAUAAAUUUUACAGUUGAAACAGGUUAUUUAUUGGGCAAUUAUGUUAUUAUUCUAUCUAGAAUUUGUAUCUGAUCAAAUCUUACCAAUUUUUCUUGGCAAUUUACUUACUAUAUAUAAAUUAUAUUUUUCAUACCAUGAUGAGUAAAAAACAUAUACCCAGGGCGUCUUCUUUAAUUAGAAGUAGUGAUCCUGGGAUUCCAGUACACUAAGGUGUAAAAAACAUAAUAAUCAAUACUCAUAAGAAAUUUGAUGCUGUCUUUGAAGUUAACUUUUUUCAUAGAUGCAAGUAAAAUUAUUCAUUUUUGUAAAUAAAAUAUUUGUGUUCAGUAA